Cloeon dipterum is the source of this 736-nucleotide messenger RNA. RefSeq names its product ribosomal protein L11 (gene RpL11). NCBI's taxonomy places the organism in Eukaryota, Metazoa, Arthropoda, Insecta, Ephemeroptera, Baetidae. Gene Ontology annotation, biological process: translation. The transcript has 5 exons. The record is from RefSeq and is a predicted model, not a curated record. The coding region runs from base 46 to 681 and encodes 211 amino acids. Gene Ontology annotation, cellular component: ribosome; cytosolic large ribosomal subunit. Gene Ontology annotation, molecular function: RNA binding; structural constituent of ribosome.
AGCUAUCAACAAAACGAAACAAUUUUCUCAGACGGAUCUGCAACCAUGGCGGAUAAAGCUGCAGCAGUGAAAACCAAGAAGGGUGCUGCCCCUCCUAAGGUGGCUGCGGGGCCCAAGAAGUUGCGCGUCCGCAAGCCCAAGCCUGAGCCCAAGGACAAGACCAAGAAUGUCAUGCGUGAAGUCAGGAUCCGCAAACUCUGCCUUAACAUUUGCGUCGGCGAGAGCGGUGACAGGCUGACUCGUGCCGCCAAGGUGUUGGAGCAGCUGACUGGUCAGCAACCCGUCUUCUCAAAGGCUAGGUACACUGUCAGGUCAUUCGGCAUCAGGCGUAACGAAAAGAUCGCUGUGCACUGCACUGUCAGAGGCGCCAAGGCUGAGGAAAUCCUUGAGCGAGGUCUUAAGGUGCGAGAAUACGAGUUGAGGCGAGACAACUUCUCACACACUGGAAACUUUGGAUUCGGCAUCCAAGAACACAUUGACUUGGGAAUCAAGUACGACCCUUCAAUAGGCAUUUACGGCCUGGACUUCUACGUUGUCCUUGGACGACCUGGAUUCAACGUGAGGUACCGCAGACGUAAGCAGGGACAAGUUGGCUUCCAGCACAGGUUGACCAAGGAGGACGCCAUGAAGUGGUUCCAAACUAAGUACGAUGGCAUCAUCCUCCCAGGCAAGGGCAAGUAAUUUCCCUGUAUUUCAAAAUAAGUUCAAUAAAAAAACAGAAAUCUUGGAAAAUAAA